AUGAUAUCUUCUGUGCCCCUUGAUGCAAAUGCAACCCAACUCAAUUACCUCCGGAGCACAGUACCCCUAAACAUGAUUGACGCCCAACUGCUGCAGUACCAUUCUGCUGCCGGCGGUUACCCUUCGCCAGUGCAGCAGUCGAAAGCUGUCAUGGGUGGUCGUUCGCAGGCCACCACAGCGGUUGUAGGGUCUGCGGCUGCUGGCAGCUAUGAUUAUCCACAAGUGUGCUACUAUCGUGAGUGA
This is a messenger RNA of Dibothriocephalus latus, 243 nucleotides long. The record is from the annotation of a GenBank genome assembly. Lineage: Eukaryota; Metazoa; Platyhelminthes; Cestoda; Diphyllobothriidea; Diphyllobothriidae.